AUACGAUUCGGCCCUGGCCAGACUGGCCAGUUCCUUCACUUUCUCUAUCGUGGUCGUCCAGAGAAGUCGUAUUUCUUGUGUCGUGUCGUGUCAUUAUAAGAGUUCAUCGAGUCUCACUGCCGUGCAGUAGAAUUCAGAGGUUGAACAACUAUGGAGGUUGAAAUUCUUGAUGCGAAAAAUUCCAAAUCCCUCGGCAAGUGCCGCGUUCAAAGUGAUACCACCAUCAAGGCAUUGAAAAAUGAAGUGCAAAACUUGAAGAAGUCGCUGACCGUGCACCGGCAGGCCCUGCGAUUGGAACCCCGUGGUAAAAUAUUGAAGGACUCCGACACCCUGAAAUCGCUCAGCGUCACAUCGGGGGGCAAAGUGUACGUGAAAGACCUGGGACCGCAGAUAAGCUGGAAGAGUGUUUUCCUGGCGGAAUACGCCGGACCUAUAUUCGUGUAUUUGAUCUUCUAUCAAAGGCCUUCGUUCAUUUACGGCAGUAGCGCUGCGAAUCCAGUUAGCCUGACCGCCAACGUUGCUGCGAUCUGCUGGGUUGCACAUUAUGCGAAACGCUUGCUGGAGACGCUCUUCGUUCAUCGCUUCUCCCACGCUACAAUGCCGUUGAGAAAUCUCUUCAAGAACUGUGGAUACUAUUGGGCGUUUGCCGGUUACGUUGCGUAUCACGUGAACCACCCUCUCUUCACCGAACCAAGCGCACCGGUUCUGUAUGCGGGACUUGCGGGAUUCAUUGUUAGUGAAUUGGGCAAUUUCUCCAUCCACAUGUUGUUGAGAAAUCUAAGACCAGCAGGUUCCACGGUUCGUAAAAUUCCAAAACCAGAUGGCAAUCCAUUGACUCAACUGUUCAACUUCGUCUCCUGUCCGAACUACACGUACGAGUUUCUGUCCUGGUUAUCGUUCUCGCUGAUGACUACCUGCGUUCCGGCGCUACUGUUCACCGCCGCCGGCAUGUACCAGAUGACGGUAUGGGCCAUCGGAAAGCACAAGAACUACAAGAAAGAUUUCAAGGAUUAUCCCAAGGGUCGGAAGGCUAUUCUACCUUUUGCCAUCUAAUUUUAGCGUCGACCUUUUGACGAUAUUUAUUAUGAUUGAUUGAGCAUUUCAAUAUAUUUUUUUGUUUUCGUUCUUCGAUAAUAAAAGGUUAAGGUUUUUCUAGUACUAGAACGAGAUUAAUGGCUUUAGAUCUAUUGGUAGCGGUACAAAUUAAAAUACGUUGUGGAGGAUAAUUGUAAGACUUAAUAUCGGUGAUUCAAUCUUAACUUCAUAAAUGACGAAAUUCGUCGUUAAGCUACCACCAUUCCCUAAGCUAGUUGAAUAAUUUGUUCUUGAUAGUAAAAAAUCUAUAAGCCACACAAAGAUUAUAAGACCUAAAGACAUCACUAUUGUUUAAAAAAAUAGUGAAGUACUAACUGUUCGACGUAGAAAUUUGACAUUUAUUUUUUAAUAAAUCAUUGUACAAGACAUGGCAUGACUUGAAAUAUAAUGUCUUCUGUAAAAACCAAA
Messenger RNA from Armigeres subalbatus, 1503 nucleotides. RefSeq names its product probable very-long-chain enoyl-CoA reductase art-1 (gene Sc2). The transcript is spliced from 5 exons. Gene Ontology annotation, biological process: very long-chain fatty acid biosynthetic process. NCBI's taxonomy places the organism in Eukaryota, Metazoa, Arthropoda, Insecta, Diptera, Culicidae. Gene Ontology annotation, molecular function: protein binding; oxidoreductase activity, acting on the CH-CH group of donors. The record is from RefSeq and is a predicted model, not a curated record. The coding region runs from base 151 to 1053 and encodes 300 amino acids.